Doryrhamphus excisus (bluestripe pipefish) is the source of this 2679-nucleotide messenger RNA. Its product is annotated as rho-related GTP-binding protein RhoA-D. Gene Ontology annotation, molecular function: GTPase activity; GTP binding. NCBI's taxonomy places the organism in Eukaryota, Metazoa, Chordata, Actinopteri, Syngnathiformes, Syngnathidae. Gene Ontology annotation, biological process: small GTPase-mediated signal transduction. The record is from RefSeq and is a predicted model, not a curated record.
AGUUCGGUGGGCGGAGCUUGUCUGCUUCUUCCCGAGCCUGUGAAGCAGUCGGAGAGCAGAGUACUGCAGUGAAGAAGUGGCUGAAAGGAACCCCAAGCUUGGACUUUUAUAUCGUAACGAAACGACUCAAGUGGCUGGUGAGAAGAUAUGGCAGCCAUUCGCAAGAAGCUGGUGAUUGUCGGAGAUGGAGCUUGUGGCAAAACAUGUCUCCUCAUCGUUUUCAGCAAAGACCAGUUUCCCGAAGUCUACGUUCCGACCGUGUUUGAGAACUACAUAGCUGAUAUUGAAGUUGACGGGAAACAGGUGGAGUUGGCGCUAUGGGAUACUGCAGGCCAAGAGGACUAUGACAGGUUGAGGCCUCUUUCCUACCCGGACACUGAUGUCAUCUUAAUGUGUUUUUCCAUUGAUAGCCCAGACAGUUUAGAAAACAUUCCCGAGAAGUGGACGCCUGAGGUGAAACACUUCUGUCCCAACGUUCCCAUCAUCUUGGUGGGGAACAAGAAGGACCUGAGGAACGAUGAGCACACACGGAGAGAGCUGGCCAAGAUGAAGCAGGAGCCGGUGAAGACUGAGGAAGGCAGAGAGAUGGCAACCAGGAUCAACGCCUUUGGUUACCUGGAGUGCUCGGCAAAGACCAAGGAUGGUGUGCGGGAGGUGUUCGAGAUGGCCACUAGGGCGGCGCUGCAGGUCCGCAAACGCAAGAAGAGAAGCGGGUGCACGCUGUUGUGAGCCGUCCGUCCACACAUUCACAGACACACAAACACACACACAUACAUACCAUGAGAAAACAAACAUGGAAGGACUGGCCUUUUUACCAAAUGGCAUCUUUGUACUGUAUGCUGCAUUUCAUGGCAGGAGUCAGGCAGGCCGAUUGUAUGCAAACAUACAGGAAACUGGCUGUCAAUAUUAGUAAUUGAUAUUUCAAAUUCCUUGUUGAUUUUGCUUAUCUUUGGCUUUAAACACAUGCAUGUUUUCAUUUAUAUUUGUCAAUAGGUAGUCCUAUUAGAAUGCAAUAUUGUUGAGUGAGGGCGGGAAGCAUCUUUCCUUGCUGACAUUUUGUCUCUCUGAGGAAGGACCCCCACCCCAAAAAAUGUUGAUCCGCGAAAUUGACUUGUUCAUAACAGCUAGUGCCUUUUUCUAAGUUGUCGACACAUGUGUACUUCUCAUUGUGUUGUCAUUUUGAAACACCACAGCCACGGCUUUCUGCCCUGCGUGUCGCCACGUGGAACCUCAAUGUUCCUGCGCCAUUGCUCACCCUAAAAAUGCCUCCUCACUGCUGUUCUUGUGAUGCGACAAACAACCAACAAAGGAAUUCUUGACAUUUUUUCCCGAGAUGUGAUUAUCCGCGUUCGUUGCCAAUUCGCAAGGUGGAAGCGGGUCAAAACAACACAAUCUAGUCUGUGUAACUUCACAGCUGGCUGCAGAACCCUAACCCCCCCCACCCCCCACCCCCACCCACGUGCCCUGGAUAUACUCAGCUAAGCGGGGUUUAGACCCACCCGCUGCUGGAAUCUGGAAUCUGCGUUCGACAGGUUAACCUAGUCGUGGAGCACCUAGUGUCUUGAUUUCCAGCGGGUCUGCAUUCUUUCUGUGUCUGGCCCAUCGAGGAGUUUGUUCCCCCACCCAACCCCCGCGCUCCUCCUGGUGUCCUUUCUGUUCUGGUUCUCUCAGAGACCAGAUAGACCAGAUGGGCUUGUGUUUCAGUUGUCGCAGCUCAAAUGCAAACACAUUAGCAAAGUAGCACACUGAGAUCGCUAGAAAACCUUCAGCAGCCAAUAAGAUAGGAUCUACUAGAAACCCCCCCUACAUGAUGAUUUCAAGGCCCAGGACCUUCCUCAGUCAGACUCAUAGCUGAAGCCUUUUGCUUUUUGCCUCUGUCACGCUAAAUGUACCAAUGUUUUGGACAUAACCACCUAACAGGACCUACAACUUUUAUCUCCAAAGAUACUUUAUGCCCUCUAUUGGCUCCGCACAUAAAAAAAACUUAUAUGUGCCGUUGUUGCUGCCACCAUCCAAUAAUGCACAACAAGCACACUGACAUUGCAAGAAUCUAAAAAAAAAAAAACUUAUCAGUGGAGAUAAAUCUUGAGGUGUGUGGCUUGACGCUGUGUAAAAGUAUUUAUUAGGUAAUGGAGGUCAUACAACUGGAGGCGUGGCAUUCCCAGAGAGGAGCAGAGAGCCUGGCAGUGCAUGCUACUACAUGUAUGCUACUACAUGUAUACUACUAUGUGCUUGCCUUGCUGCAGUUUCAGGCAUCGCUCUUCUUUUUCUUCUACAUAUGCGAGUACAAGUGGAACCUCCUAAGUGGAACACACAAUGCUACUUGACUUACAUGUUUUUUUUCUCCAUAGGAAAUAAUGUUAAGUGAAUUAAUUUGUUAAGAGCCAAACUCUCGCUAUCGGAUAUACUGAAUAGUACAACUAAAAAAAAUAGAACUACUUGUGCUCCGAAAACUGCAAACAGGUAAUGGAUGGGGAACAGAAUGUUGCCACCUCAUGUUUUUUUUUUAGUGGCUUUUGAGGCAUAUUUUUUGGAGGUUCCACUGUAUUUGACAUGACAGGAUUCACAUUUAUACAUGUAAGCUUGUUGUCAUCCAGCUUUUGUAAACAGUUACACAGCGAAUGUUUCAUGCCAAGUGAACAUUGUUAAUUAAUAAACUAUUUUUGCAACAAUUCAAAA